UCCUCCAGUCCCAGUCCCUCCUGAUUGCUGCGGUUUGCGCCAAAAUCUCCUCGCCCUUCUUCCCCACGACGUGCUCCCCUCCCCUCCUCCUCGGGCCCCGCUCUCCAGUUGCUGCAAUCCUCCCAAGGAGAGGAGAGGACUCCACUCCACGCUGGGGAUUGGGAUAUUCCUUGUCCCGCGGGGUCAGUUUUUAGCAGCAGCAGUACAGUAGUUGGCUGGUUGCUACCACUACACGAGCUCGGGAGGAAGGAAGGAAGGAAGGAAGGAAUCGCAAGGCGAAGAGUCGGAGCUGGCGGAGGAGGAGGUGCUCGCGAUGGGGUCCGAGGGAUCCGCCGGGGUCGUCGUCGUUCCCAGAAACUUUAGACUGCUUGAAGAGCUUGAGCGAGGUGAGAAGGGCAUUGGUGAUGGGACAGUGAGCUAUGGAAUGGAUGAUGCUGAUGACAUAUAUAUGCGUUCCUGGACAGGAACUAUCAUUGGCCCUCCUAAUACUGUUCAUGAGGGACGAAUCUAUCAGUUGAAGUUGUUCUGUGAUACAGACUAUCCAGACAGACCACCUACUGUUCGAUUCCAGACUCGAAUCAAUAUGUCAUGUGUGAAUCAAGAAACUGGAAUGGUUGAACCAAGUCUAUUCCCCAUGCUUGGUAACUGGCAAAGAGAACAUACAAUGCAAGACAUCCUGAUCGGCUUAAAAAAGGAGAUGUCUGCUCCUCAGAAUCGUAGGCUCCAUCAACCCCAUGAUGGCAAUGAAGAUCAAAGAGUAGAACAGAAAGGGCUAUCGCUUAGGUGUGUCAUCAUGUAAGAGAUGCGAAUUGCAAUGUACAGUAUUAUUAAAUUGAGUAGCAUCAGGCGCAAAAAAGAGAACCCAUGAUCUCCUGUAAUUUGGCAGUAACUACAUUGGAUCCAAACCGUGCUGUCGCCUCAAUAAAAUGUCGGCAACUUCGUUAAUUUGCACAUUGUGUAAACCGUUCAUCCCCUCGUUCAGUAAGAUUGCAACUUGCAAGUUGCAACCCAUGUCUCCAUUGUUUCAGGAAA
Molecule: messenger RNA, 1032 nt
Organism: Oryza sativa Japonica Group (Japanese rice)
Lineage: Eukaryota; Viridiplantae; Streptophyta; Magnoliopsida; Poales; Poaceae
Product: ubiquitin-conjugating enzyme E2 variant 1D
Biological process (GO): protein K63-linked ubiquitination; DNA damage tolerance
Cellular component (GO): nucleus
Source: RefSeq, a predicted model, not a curated record